Anopheles nili is the source of this 1395-nucleotide messenger RNA. RefSeq names its product actin-related protein 6 (gene Arp6). Gene Ontology annotation, molecular function: nucleosome binding. The record is from RefSeq and is a predicted model, not a curated record. The transcript has 4 exons. The coding region runs from base 1 to 1215 and encodes 404 amino acids. Lineage: Eukaryota; Metazoa; Arthropoda; Insecta; Diptera; Culicidae. Gene Ontology annotation, cellular component: Swr1 complex.
AUGAGUGAUAGCAAUGCAUUUGUGUUGGACAAUGGUGCAUUUUACGCAAAGCUUGGUUUAUCGGACGAACAAGAACCAAAAACCAUUCUAAACUGUAUCACAAAAGCGAAAUCCGAACGAAGGCGACCCUUCAUUGGAAACCAGAUCGAAGAGUGCCGCGAUGCUUCCGGGCUGUUUUACAUCCUGUGCUUUCAACGUGGCUAUCUGGUGAACUGGGACGUACAGAAAACGGUCUGGGAUUAUUUGUUCAGCCCAGAUUGCUGUCCGGUACAGUUUUCCGAAACGCCGCUGCUGAUCACGGAACCGCUGUUCAAUUUCGGGUCCAUUCAGGAGGCGAUGCUGGAAAUCCUUUACGAGGAGUACGACUGCGAUGCCGUUUGCAAAUCUACGGCGAUAGAUCUGGCGGCUUUCAACUACGCCCAUAGCGAUGGAUUCGAAGGGCGUAAGAAACCGUUGGCAUGCGUGGUGGUAGAGAUGGGCUUUAGCUUUACGCACAUCGUCCCUUUCGUUAAGGGCAACAAGGUGAAGGAAGCUACCCGCCGCAUCGAUGUUGGGGGGAAGGUGUUAACCAACCAUCUGAAGGAAAUCAUCUCCUACCGGCAACUGAACGUGAUGGACGAAUCGUACGUGAUAAAUCAGGUGAAGGAAGACAGUUGCUUCGUGUCACAGAACUUUAACGACGAUAUGCGAAUAGCACGGAAGCGCUUCCCGGAUAAUACAAUCUUGCGGGAAUACGUGUUGCCGGAUUACACACAAAUUCGUCGCGGAUUCCUUCGAAAACCGAACGAAACGACGGGUAUGGAUAACGGCGAGGAACUGCAAACAGUAAAACUGGGAAAUGAACGCUUCGUAAUCCCCGAGAUGCUGUUCCACCCGUCAGAUGUGGGAAUCCAACAGAUGGGCGUGCCGGAAGCGAUAGUCGAUGCGAUCAACAUGUGCGCGGAAGAAACGCGUCCCCAUCUCUUCGCGAACAUUGUCGUUUGCGGUGGUUGUGCCCUGUUUCCGGGUAUGCAAUCACGGGUGGAAAAAGACGUCAGAGCUCUUGCUCCUGAUGAGUACGAGGUUAAAGUAACCGUUCCUGAAAAUCCAAUCACUUACGCCUGGCAUGGUGGGAAGAAGUAUUCACAAUCGCUUAGUUUUAUGAAAUCGUGCAUGAGUCGCAACCAGUACGAGGAGUACGGCUCGAGGCAUCUGGUGGAUAAGUACGAUAGCUAGCGGCGUAGGAAAAACAAAUCCCGAAAACAGGAGGACGUACCAGGCUAGCGUUCUGCAGAUUAAAGCCAACCAACAUCCUUUGAUGGAAUGCCAGCCCUCCGACCGGAUGCUUUCGGGAAGACCGACGUGUGUCUUCUAUAUACUCUAACAUCGAUCGAUAUGACGACGAAAUCGAUGAAC